Molecule: messenger RNA, 1593 nt
Organism: Didymosphaeria variabile
Lineage: Eukaryota; Fungi; Ascomycota; Dothideomycetes; Pleosporales; Didymosphaeriaceae
Exons: 3
Coding region: 1-1593 (530 amino acids)
Biological process (GO): circadian regulation of gene expression; entrainment of circadian clock by photoperiod
Cellular component (GO): cytoplasm; nucleus
Molecular function (GO): DNA binding; FAD binding
Source: RefSeq, a predicted model, not a curated record
AUGUCGAAGCGCACUUCAUACGAACGAUCCGAGCUCGGUCAUCCCUCCACCAAACGCGCCAAGCAGAUUGACGAGGACUUACCUUUCGACAGGCUCACCAAGUUGCUUGAAGCGCAAGAAGAGAAAAAGGAAGUCACAAAGGUAGUCCAUUGGUUCCGUCCCAAGGAUCUCCGCAUUCAUGACAACACUGGUCUCCACCACGCCUCGCACCUCGCCCAGAGCUCUGGGAAACCACUGGUAUGCAUCUAUCUACAUUGCCCUGCAGAAGAGAGCUGGCACGGUACAAGCCCAGCCCGCAUGGACUUCAUGAUAGAAGGCCUGAAAUUGAUGCAAGAGGAGCUCAAAGAGCUGAACAUUCCCCUUGUGUUCUUACAGACAGAAGAGCGGAAGAAUCACAUUCCCACUAUUGCAAAGUUUUUGAAAGAUAACAACGCUUCGCACGUCUUCGCCAACUUUGAGUACGAGGUCGAUGAGAUUCGUCGCGACAUCGGACUCGUGAAGGAAGUCGACAGCAAUGUGCAAGUCUCCAUCUACCACGACCAAACAGUGGUCGAGCCGGGCUCGAUGCUCACAGGUAGCGGUAAGCCGAUGAAGGUCUUCACUCCUUAUCAUCGCGCAUGGCUCGAUAAAGUGAAGGAGGAACCGGGGUUACUGGACACUCAGCCUGCGCCAGCGAAGAAUGCGGCCUCGGCCACCAAAGACCUCAAAUCGCUCUUCGAUUCUAAGCCACCAAAAGUCGGCGAAGACAAGCAAUUCGCUUCAGAUGAAGAUAAGAAGCGUGUCCGCAAACUAUGGCCCGCAGGGCAUGCCGCCGGCCUGAAGCGCAUGACUGCUUUCAUCUCCCAAAUUGACAACUACGCAGCCACUCGCUCGAAUCCCGCUGCAAACAGCACCUCUCGGAUGUCAGCUUAUUUCUCUGCAGGCAUGGUGUCCGUGCGGGAGGCACUAUCCAAGGUCCGCGAGUACAACGAAGGUAGCUCUGACUUCAGCGCCGACAGGGUAUACUCUUGGGUGCGCGAAAUCGUCUUCCGAGAAUUGUAUCGCCAAACACUUAUGACAACACCGCACACGGCUAUGAAUCUCCCCCAGAACUUAAAGUUCGACUUCGUAAAGUGGGAGGACGAUGAGGAAGGAUGGGAAAAGUGGUAUAACGGGACGACAGGCGAGCCGUUUAUUGAUGCUGGAAUGCGACAAUUGAACAGAGAAGCAUACAUGCACAACAGAUUGCGUAUGAAUGUUUCCAGCUAUCUGUAUUGCAACCUGCUCCUCGAUUACCGGAGAGGUGAGCGGUACUUCGCAGAGACGCUAAUUGAUUGGGAUCUCUCAAACAAUACGCAAGGCUGGGAGCCAAGCUACACGGUGUUCAAUCCAGUAUCACAGGCAGAGAAGAACGAUCCUGAUGGAGAGUACAUUAGGAGAUGGGUUCCUGAGCUUAAAGACGUCAAGGGUAAGGCGAUCUUCGCGCCGUACGACCGACUCAGCAAAGAAGAGUUUGAGAAGCUAGGAUAUCCGAAACCGCACGUCGACUGGAAGGAGACAAAGCAGAGAGCCAUUGAACGAUUCAAGUCCGACAUGCGAGAUGCGACGCCUUGA